This is a messenger RNA of Adineta ricciae, 3837 nucleotides long. The record is from the annotation of a GenBank genome assembly. NCBI's taxonomy places the organism in Eukaryota, Metazoa, Rotifera, Eurotatoria, Adinetida, Adinetidae.
AUGGCUGACAAUGUUUACAAACUCAGUCUGUUUUCUGGACCGCGUAACAGUGAUUGGACACGUACUGUUCGAGAAGGACUGGAUAUCCGACGACGAACAUGCACGACAUUUAUUCCCGAGAAGUCGAAAGGAGACGAUCGCAACAAUCGAAGUGAAAUACGUUGUGGUUGUAAGCGGCUUCGUCGUGAGCACUCAUCUGAGAACGUCGUUGAGGGAAAUGAAACUGUCUGGGAUAAAACUAAACAUACGAAAGCAGAAGAUAACAAUGCUUACGGGUAUCUUCCUAGUACUCGGGCUUAUUUUAUUCGUUGUGAUAUUGAAACCGAACCGCAAGCUCUUGCUCAAUUUGUGUUCGAAGCUUGGAAAAUUAAACCGCCUCGUUUGAUCAUGUCAAUCGUAGGAGGUGCAAAAUAUUUUAAAUUAAACGAACGACUAGAAAGAGAAUUUAUCAAAGGUAUCAUUCAAGCAGCAUUGAAAGCAGAUGGUUGGAUUGUCACGACAGGAUUUAAAACCGGUGUUGUUCAAUUAGUUGGUGAAGCUAUCCAUGAUCAUAAAGUAACCAAUCCGCGAAGUCAUAUAACAGCUAUUGGCUGUUCAAAAUGGGGAGCAGUUCGCAAUCGGGAAGCGUUGGUUUUGAAAACAUCUAUGGUAAAUCGUUGUGCUGAUGUGGCACCGAAAGCUGAAAAAGGUCAGCAACACCUCGAACCAAACCAUACACAUUUUCUUCUUCUCGAUGAUGGAACGUAUUAUGGGUAUGAAAUUGGAGACUAUCGUACGCGAUUUGUCAACGAAAUCGCUAAAUACAAAGAUGCGAAUGUUCCAAACGUGACAAUCGUAGUCGAAGGUGGUCCGGAUACACUAUUAACAAUUUAUAACGAUCUCUGCAAUGGUAUUCCAGUUGUAUUGAUUGAUGGAAGUGGCCGAGUGCCGAAUCUCCUUGCGACUUUUUUGAAACGCACCGAAGGCGCCUCAAAUCGGAAAGAUGAUGAUUCAACUAAUUGGGAUGAAAUCGUUGAUAUUGAACAAAGUGAAAAAUUGAGAAAUUUGUUCGAUCAGUACGAAGAUGAAAUUCGUCUCGGUCUAAAAGACAUAUCCAAGGGAUCGAAAUCGUCCGAUGAAACAAUCAAUCAUCUAUUCAAAUGUUUUCUCUUCUGUUUACAACCAGCCAUUCGCUGUAAAAUACAAGUGUACAGUCUCGAUGGUGAUCAUGAUCUCGAUGAUACGAUAUUCGAAGCGAUUAUUCAAACAAAACAAAGAGAGAGUUUGAAAACAAAAGCGGGACUCAAUCGCGAACAAUUGUUACAGCUUGCAUUAGCAUGGGAUGCAAUCGAAGUUGCCAAGCAGCAUAUUAUUAAAGAUGAUUUGAACGAUCUUUCGCCUGAAACAAAGGAAAAGUUAUUUUUCGAGGCGUUGAUACUCGAUCGGCCACAAUUUGUUCACACAUUUAUCAAGUUAAAUUUCAAUUUAUGUGAUAUGUUCUAUGAAAGACAGAUCAAUAAUCCUUGGAGACUAAAAUGGGAUAAACUAGCGAGAUUGUACAAUGAUAAUGAGAAGAAAAAGAAAGAACGUUUGUAUCUAUUCGAAAAAUGUUCCGGCAAAGCUCACGUCGAAUCGGAACACGAUCUGGAUCGUGUUCUACGCAAAUUAGUUGGUGAUUACGUGAAACCAAUCUAUACACGUGAUAGUCUGAGUUUCUUUGAACGAUUAAAGAGCUGCUGUCAGCGUCCAAACGUUGCCCGGGUGGGAGAUAGUCGAGCGAGUUUAUACGUUAACAACGACUCGGAAAUACCCGACCCUGAAGAUGCUCAAAAAGAAGUGCGAGAACUGGUCUUUCGUGAUCUUUUCCUUUGGUCAAUACUAACAAAUCGAAUUGAAAUUUCCAAGGUUUUGUUGAAUCACAUGGAGACAAGAAUAUGUGGAUUGUUAAUCGCAUCGAAAAUCUUUCGAUCAUACCUUCAUUUUGCAUCGGAUACCGAAUCUAAAGAAGUACUCUCAAAUCAAGCAAAGCAAUUUGAAGAAUAUGCAAGUGAAUGUUUGAAAUGCUGUUAUAAUUUCGAUGAAGAGAAAGCUUGUGAAAUCGCCAUUCGAAGAAUCAAUGUCUAUGGUGGUGUAUCUUGUCUGCAGGUGGCAGUCGAUGCGGAUGACAAGAACUUUGUUGGACAACCAUGUUGUGAUCAAUUGAUGAACAACAUCUGGUUUGAUAAGAUCGUUCCGUUUCGAUCGACCUUAUCCGAUCGUCUGCGAUUCAUCUUAGCCAUUAGCACAUUUGGUUUAUUGGCACAAUUUGUAAUACCAUUUCGAACUGAACAGGAAUUAUCAAAGCAUGAUUUCGAGGAUUAUAAUCAACAAAAACAGUUGAAGAUCAAUCAAGAGGACGACAGCAAAGACGAGAUAAAACCAUCGAAGCCCUAUCGAUUGAAUGACUAUGGCAUAAACUAUUCGGAUCAUUACGUAUGGCACUCGGAUAAAUACUCUCAACGAUAUGUAACAUACUUUCGCCAUUUGAAACACUUUCAUGAAUCACCAAUUGUGAAAUACUCAUAUAAUAUUAUUAGUUAUAUCAUAUUUCUUCUCUUAUUCUCCUAUUAUCUUCUAUUUAAUUUCAACAUUCCCACUGACAACGUUCCGAGUAUUCAUUGGACAGAAAUACUAGUCAUUAUCAUAAUCACAACAAUGCUUGUCGAAGAAAUUCGUCAAUUCCUCUGUCAAGAUAAUCGUUCGAUGAUCGGCAAACUAUCGAACACAUUCAUCAUCAAUCCAUUCUACAACGUCAUUCGUGUUAUAUCCUAUCUUUUAUUUUACAUUGGUCUCAUUCUUCGUUUUACUAACACAACCAGUGACGAAUCAUUUUCAGCUGCCAAAAUCAUCCUCGCUUAUGAUUUAGAAGUCUGGUUCAUUCGUUCGUUAACAUUUCUUGGCAUUUCACAAAAAAUGGGUCCCAAACUCGUGAUGAUUCGUCGAAUGAUCAUCGAUCUAUUUUUCUUCACAUACAUUAUUCUAAUUGCAAUGAUUGCGUACGGCGUCGUUUCGCGAACAAUGUAUACUUACAAUAACGAAACAGUUCUAUUCAACGGACGAUCGAUUUUCCGAAAUAUUAUCUAUCCGGUGUAUUACUUGAUGUACGGUAAUGUUGGCGAUGAACUAACGGCACUGGAUGAAAAUCAAAGUGCUGGAACAGCAAUUGCGACGCAUGUUUUAUUGGCUUUUCAUAUGUUGUUUGUCAAUAUUUUAUUGAUUAAUCUUUUGAUUGCAAUGUUCAGCUUUACAUUCAAUUCGGUUCAAGAUCAAACGGAUCUGGUAUGGCGUUAUGAGCGAUAUUCUUUAAUACGGGAGUACUUCGAUCGCCCACCGUUAUUUCCUCCAUUGAUUAUUAUUACCCAUAUAAUUGAAUUGGUGAAAUUAUGUCAUCGACAUGCGAAAAAGAGAUCAAACCAGACGCAAGCAAAGAUAUUUAAAAUGAUAGCAGCACAUCGACAGGUGGACAAAGAUUGGUCGGAGUUCGAAAGUUAUUCAACUAAUCUCUACUUACAAUCAUUACUAACCAAUCAACCGUUGAGUGCCUCAGUUCUCCUACCAUCUCCGAUACGAACAGAUCAACAAUCCUCAUCGGAUGCUUCAACUAAUAAUGCACAAUAUCAAACCAAUGCUAGUUACUUAGAUUUCAAAGCUAUUAACGAUGACAUGGUAUCAGUAAGAAAAACAAUUUUAGAUCUUCGCAAUUGUGCACAGGAAAUGAAUAGAUGUAUGGGCUGGAUGAUGGACGCAAUGGACCGUGUGAAAAUGUCGAAAGAUCCAAAACCAUAUGUAAAAUCAAAUAAUAUGAACUCGUCUGAUUAA